UAACAUAAAAUAUUCAGCAGCAUCAUUCAGAGCGUCUAAGAAGAAAUGAACGCGAGUUUCAAAGAUAACCGCUGGUAGAGGGCAGACUGGUUUUUAGAGAAACUUCAGAAACAACAUCAAAAGAACAAUUAUUAUUAUUAAUUGCAAUUUAUUCCAUUUGGAUUUCCUUGGCGGCCUCAAGAAAAUUACUUUAUUAUUAUCAAUUUCACCAUUAGUUUGCCUUUUUUUAAUCUAAAAAGAUGUGGACUUUCCUGGGAAUAGCGAGCUUCACAUACCUUUAUAAAAAGUCCGACACAGUCCUGAGUUUGGCUCAGAGAGAGCUGCUGAUCGCUGCAAUCUUAUUACUGAGUGCCGGGCUGCUGCUGUCUUAUAUCAGGUAUUUUCACUGGCAGAAGCUCCGCGUCUCUCAGGUGCUUAAUUUGCCGCUGAGCCUUUUGUCUUUUUUACCUGUUAUCAACCACUUAAUCCCUCAAACUGCAACACAGAGGAGCGAGACAGCAGAGAACAACAGUAAAAGAACAAGGAGAAGAAGAGUGGGAACAGAGUCCUCACAUAGCGCCUCAGCCUGCAGCUCCAGAUGCUCAGAGCCAGAUGUGGUGAUAGUUGGGGCCGGGGUCCUGGGCUCAGCCAUGGCAGCUGUUCUGGCCCGGGAUGGGAGGAAGGUGGUGGUGGUGGAGAGGGACCUGAAGGAGCCAGACAGGAUAGUGGGGGAGCUGCUGCAGCCUGGAGGGUACAGAGCACUCAGAGACCUGGGACUGGAAGGUUCAGUCGAGGGUCUGGACGCCCAUCUGGUUAACGGCUACGUGAUCCACGACAUCGAGAGCGGCUCAGAGGUGGAGGUUCCCUACCCCCAGGAAGAGACAAGCAUCCAGUGUGGACGCGCUUUCCAUCACGGUCGAUUCAUCACAGGCCUGAGGAAAACCGCUCUGGCUGAACCAAAUGUCACAUUCAUAGAAGGCACCGUGACCAGUCUGCAGGAAGAAGACGGCUGUGUAACUGGAGUCCAAUACAAGAAUAAAGAAACUGGAGACAUCAAGGAGAUCCAUGCAGCUCUGACUGUGGUGGCUGACGGCUGUUUCUCCAAAUUCAGGAAGAGUCUGGGCUCUGGGAAAGCUCGAGUCUCCUCUCACUUUGUGGGAUGUCUUAUGAAGGACUGUCCCCAGUUUAAGGCCAACCAUGCUGAGCUGGUGCUGGCCAACCCCAGCCCGGUGCUCAUCUACCAGAUCUCCUCCUUACACACCAGAGUGUUGGUGGACAUCAGGGGGGAGAUGCCUCGCAACCUGCCAGAAUACAUGGCCGAGAAAAUACACCCACAGCUGCCAGAGCAUUUAAAGGAACCGUUCAUGGUGGCACUGCAGAACGAUCGACUCAGGUCCAUGCCCGCCAGCUUCCUCCCUCCAUCCCCUGUCAACAAGCCAGGUGUGCUUCUCCUGGGCGAUGCUUACAACAUGAGGCACCCUCUGACGGGAGGAGGGAUGAGUGUCGCUCUUAACGACGUUCGCAUCUGGAGGAGUCUGCUCAGCAACAUCCCAGAUCUGUACGACGACGUGGCCAUGCUGAAGGCAAAGAAAAAAUUCCACUGGCAGCGCAAGUCAUCACAUUCCUUUGUGGUGAAUGUGUUGGCCCAGGCCCUGUAUGAGCUGUUUGCAGCCACCGACAAUUCUCUUCAUGAGCUAAGAAAGGCCUGCUUCCAGUACUUUAAGCUCGGAGGGGAAUGCAUCGCUGGGCCUGUUGGACUCCUCUCAGUGUUGACACCCAAACCCAUGACCCUUAUUGGACACUUCUUCGCUGUGGCGAUGUACGCAAUCUACGUCAACUUCAAGUCUGAAUCCUGGAGCACCAAACCUCGAGCUCUGUUUAAGAGCGCAGCCAUCCUGUACCGAGCCUGCACAGUCAUGUUUCCACUCAUCUACUCCGAACUCAAGUACCUGGUCUACUGAAGAACACAGGGUGAACAUAAAGACUAAACCAUGUGAGGUCUUAACAGAUUUAAAACAGGGAAAAAGUGGCCUUCUUGCUGUGAAAAGGAACUUUCAACCAGCAUCAUGGGAAUUUUCUACAGUAUGUCCCUGCCUUAUCAGACUGUCUGACUUAAUGCCUUCUUUCCGUUUGGACUUGUUUUCCCACAAUGCCUUGGUGUCAGCCUGUUGGUCUUCUCUGUCUGCUGGAGGACUGCAGUGUACAUUUGCUUCUUAGCUUAGGAAUUAUUCCUGCCAAACAGAAUUGCCACGUGAAGCAUGGCAGCUGAGCUUCAAGUGACUUCGAGAUAAAGCCACUUUUCUGCUGUAUAUUGUCAUGUUGAGCUAACGCGGACCGUAUUUAAUGUGAUGAUGCUUCUGUAUUAAUUGUCUUUUCUAAUUUUAAACCUAAAGCACUGAUGCUGGGAUGCUGCAGACAGCAUUCUGUUUUAAUUAUCUUUACAUUGUAUUUCAAGCAAAAAAUAUUUCUGUUCCAGUGCAUUUUUAGCCUUUUUUGCCGAGCAAAAGGUCUGCAUUACUGUAUUUGAUUAAGUCACACACCUCUUGUCCCCUGAUUAUCGUUCGUGUUCUUCCCAGGAUCGUUGCUCUCCAUUAUACUGUACUAUAAGGAACUUUUUGCAACACAUUUCUACUCUCUGUGUGUGAAACAAGCUGACCGUGCAGCUAAAUGUGUCAAGACUGUAAUCCCAAAACCCGAGGAUGAACCCUGUACUAUUUUCGUCCUACUGGAUGUCAGUAAAGACCUGACGCAGCACGAAUGCCUCGGAGGACAUUUGGCUUUGAUGGGGACCUGACAGUAGGAACAAUCAGGACCAAGUCAUUGGAUGAAGCUCAGGUGUUUUUUUUUUCAUCCUGAGCUGACAAACUCCUGACGUGUUCGAUCACCACAGAUUCCUGCUGUGUUCACCUGUGUGUGCCUGUUGGGCUCAGUGAGCUGUUUAAAUAAACCAUGACAAGAUUAA
This is a messenger RNA of Acanthochromis polyacanthus (spiny chromis), 2941 nucleotides long. RefSeq names its product squalene epoxidase a (gene sqlea). Bases 240 to 1940 code for a protein of 566 amino acids. Gene Ontology annotation, biological process: sterol biosynthetic process; cholesterol metabolic process. The transcript has 11 exons. Gene Ontology annotation, cellular component: endoplasmic reticulum; membrane. Gene Ontology annotation, molecular function: squalene monooxygenase activity; flavin adenine dinucleotide binding. Lineage: Eukaryota; Metazoa; Chordata; Actinopteri; Pomacentridae. The record is from RefSeq and is a predicted model, not a curated record.